Molecule: messenger RNA, 3340 nt
Organism: Schistosoma bovis
Lineage: Eukaryota; Metazoa; Platyhelminthes; Trematoda; Strigeidida; Schistosomatidae
Source: the annotation of a GenBank genome assembly
AAUUGUUGCUUACGCUGCAGCAAAUACCGAUUAUUUAAGAAUGAUCAAAUAAGAAAGGUCAUAAAUAUUCAAGUCGACUUUAUAUCAUGAAGUAUAUCGUGUCAUUGAUUGAGGAAUGGAAUUCCGCAGGUACAGCAAUCACAAAACAUAUGUAGUAAAUUCUUCAAAUUAUCUUAAAACGGAUAGUUUUCCAAAGUAUGUCACUCCUGAAGUGUGACUGUUUUAUGCAGAGUAAAGUGGCUAGAAUCCGGUCAUGUAUUACUGGAUUUUGAAGUAUCAAUUUGUUUGUGUGGUACUGUCAAUAUACCAAUUUUAAUCUUCAUGUUUCGUUAAUAUUAAUGUUUUCUGUUCCACAUCUACGUUUUUUUAAAUAUGCCUGGUAUGGGUGUUAUGUUUAAUUCAAAUACAACAUAACAGUUUGCUUCAUGGUUUAAGUCUUUCCCUCCCUAUUCACAUGCCUUCAGUCCAUUCUCAAAUAGAUGCUAUUUUGAGAAAACAGUAUGAUUCCGUAGAAUAAGCGACUUUCAAGGCAAAACUGAUUAUUCUGGAGUCAAGCGAGAACUAGGUUUACUAAGUGAUUAUAAUGUGUUCAUUUUGUGUUUCAUUCCUUUCUCUUUUGAUUCUCCACCACAUAGGUGGUAUUACCUUUAUUUUUUUCUUUUCUGUUUAAUUCACGUCUUAGUAUUAAUUGUAAAGUUGUAUACUUAUAUAUUUCAUGACCUGUCUAUAUAUCCACUUGGGUGUAACUAGGUAAUAAACAAGCUGAGAGAAACUUUAUUCAAAUAUCUUAUUAGUGAAGUACAAUUUUGGAUUCGAAUGUUUUAGAUUUGUGGAUAUGAUGUAAUGAGUAGAAUAUCAUCUGGGUGAAGAACAGAACUGUCCAUAAAAUGUACAUAUAAUUGUAUAAGAUUAAAAUAAUGAUGUUAAUAUUAUUAAAAGGUAUAGAAUUGUAUUGUUUUAUUUCUAGUUGGCUUGAUUAGUGAUGUAUCUUUGUGUAUGGCUCUCAAUAAUUACCCGAAUGGUCACCACAUUCGCCAAAAUACAUCAGCUUUCGGUGCUAGGCAUUUGUAAGAUGUGCAUUCGUACGUAUAUAAAAGAUUGUUUGGCUCUUUACUUGCGAGGAAGUGUUUUAGCUUGUGUAUUUCGGUCCGUUCUAAGACCAAGUUCACUAUUCACACCACCUGAAGCCAUAGACUUAUGUACAUAUUUCUACUUUGGGUUUGCGUGCUUUUCAAGCUGGUUCUGUAGUUUACUCAAGUUUUUCAGAAUUCACCAUUAAUUGAGCUUAUUGUAUUUUAGAUAUCAGUUGACCAUAUCUGUAGGACAAUUAUUAAUCAUUGUAUUUAUUUACUAUAUGACGGUUUAAUGAACUGCUGUUUGUUAGUUUCUCCCUUCAGAACUACAGUAAAUGAGGAUUAGGUACCUAGAAGACUACUUGAGAAGUUAUUCUUUAGAAUGUUUGGUGUCAGAACAGUUUGUUACUUGCAAGCUUAGUAUCGAUUCCAUACGUACUAACGUCGUUGUAUUUUUAGUUAUCUGAACGCUUUUUUAUUUCAAGGAACCAUGUUGAUUGGAUAAAAGACAAAGAUUUCAGAUAGAUAGGGGUGUAAUAUGUAAGUAUAUAAGGACACACUUUUAUAUUUGUUUUUAAACAACAUAGUCCUAAAGGUUGUCAGACUAUCCAAAUGAGUAAUUCAUGUGAGUUCGAAGUUUUUAACUCAGUUUUCAUGAAAUAUUAUAUUCAACCGUCUUUAAAUUUUAAGCUCUGAGUAGACCAACAUUUUCGUUCUAGGUCCUGUAUUUAUUUUUCUGUUUCUUCACGUAUCAUAUAUGUAGCGAAUCGACUGGACUUGUUUAAUUUAUGUCGAUGUAAAUUCAGGCCACACAUUAUUUACGUAUUUUAUUCGUCCGAAUAAUUUUCUCUUUUGUUACAGAAGCUAUUCAGACUAUGUUUCGUUUGUUAGUUCCUUUCCGGUGCAAAUCACAAAAUGUACCGAAAGAAUUAAACUUACUGCAAAAACUAAGAUAUCCUUUAUAUCUUAGUUUAUCUUCUGGAAUUUUAUAUCAUAGUUUUAAGUCUCCAGAUAAGCAUACUUGCCCAACUUUAUUUGAAAAUAAAGACAAACAAAAAGAGAUCACUCAUCCUACUUUGGCAGAUUUGAUCCUUUUAUUCAGUGAUCAAGAUAAUCAGUCAUUCAAUAAAUUACCUAAUGAGGCGAAAAUGAACCGGCUAUUGAAAAUUAAUCAAGAUAUUGAAGAUGAGCUACCACUGUUCUUUGAAAAAACCCUUUUUAAUGAAUUACCGAAAAAUUUGCUAGAUUCUGAUACUGUUGUUUAUUAUGAAAAAAGAAAUGGUUCCGUCUGCAGAUUGAGAGGUGAGUCCUGGAUUCGUGCUUUAGUAGUGGCUAGUCGGGCCUAUUUUUCUAUGCGUUCAUAUGGUCGUCGACUAGAAUUGACUAGUAUUUUAUCUGAUACAGAAAGGUGGGAAGUCGAAGUUUGUUUUCGAAUCGUUCUGUUACCUUCACCAUCCAAAAGAGAAUCUCAUUUACCUUCAGAUAAAUUAUUAGAAAGAUUAGAACAACGAGCUCAGUGGCGUAAUUUUCGAGCUACUUUCUAUUUGUCUGAUUCCGGUAAAAUUAAUGCCAUAAAACUCACGCAGUUACUACCUCCGUUCAAGGAUUCAACUGCUUUAUAUCCUUUGAAUCAACUGACAAUUAAGAAAAUCCUUGCUCCCAGUCUAUCUGGUCGACGUCAUUUACCCACUCCUACUUCUCAUGGUUUUGGAGAAUUAUCAUUACAACGUAACGAUGACAUCAGUAACUAUGGUAAUCAUAAUGAUGGCGUUAUAUUUUGGACACUGGGUAAUGUUAAGUAUUGGUUCCACGUAGUUGAUAAGAUUGUCAAACCAUUUGAUAUAGUUAUUACUUCCCUUCCCGACGAUCAAGCUCACUCUGAUCUUGUGGGAAAAGAACAAACUGCUUGCAUUUGUCUGUCAAACGAUCAUCCGACGACAUGUGAUCAUACUACAAAUUAUAUACCACCUGUUCAAACUCCUUGUCAAUCGUUUUCAUUGAACUCUAUUUUAUUAGAAUUCUAUAUGAAACAUUCUCCAUCAAUUAGGAAUAAUAGUCAGAUCACAACAGAUAAACAACGGAGUUUGAAAAUGUAUUCUACAUCCUGUGGUCCAUAUAUAUAUCCAGCUUUUUAUUCAUUAGACAAUUCAACUAAAUCAAAUCACAUUCCUACCGUAGAACAAUUCAACUUAUCUAACUAUUUUGCUUCUUUCCCUUCACCUAGUGAUAUGUCCUCUGUAUUUUACUUAUGCAAACUCUAUAUUUAA